AUGGCGACGACGCAGGACCGCUUCACGUACAGCAAGGCGCCCGUCAAGCGCGUGCGGGCGGUGCAGUUCAGCGUCUGGGACCCAGACGAGAUCAAAAAGUAUUCUGUCUGCAAAGUGGACGCCAAUGAGAUCUACGAGAAGGGCAAGCCCAAGGCCGGUGGCCUCAGCGACCCCCGCAUGGGUACAAUGGACAAGUUUGGCGGCAUCUGCACGACCGACGGCGCCAACAUGUACGACUGCCCCGGGUACUUUGGGCACGUCGAGCUGGCCAAGCCGAUGUUCCACAGCGGGUUCAUCAAGACGGUGGUGCGGGUGCUGCGGUGCGUCAGCUACCACGACAGCAAGCUGCUGAUCGACAAGGAGGGGCCCUGA
Monoraphidium neglectum is the source of this 372-nucleotide messenger RNA. Its product is annotated as DNA-directed RNA polymerase II subunit A. NCBI's taxonomy places the organism in Eukaryota, Viridiplantae, Chlorophyta, Chlorophyceae, Sphaeropleales, Selenastraceae. The record is from RefSeq and is a predicted model, not a curated record. The transcript has 2 exons. Gene Ontology annotation, biological process: DNA-templated transcription. Gene Ontology annotation, molecular function: DNA binding. Gene Ontology annotation, cellular component: RNA polymerase II, core complex. Bases 1 to 372 code for a protein of 123 amino acids.